Striga asiatica is the source of this 324-nucleotide messenger RNA. Lineage: Eukaryota; Viridiplantae; Streptophyta; Magnoliopsida; Lamiales; Orobanchaceae. The record is from the annotation of a GenBank genome assembly.
AUGCCACCACUGCUUGCUGGUAGGUUUGCUUAUCCAUCGGCAAAUACUACUCCACCCGGAUGGGCCUACCUUAUCAAUGAAGCUGGAGGUAAGAUAACAGAACUUGCAAUGGCUGUAACGGAACUUCCAGCGAGAAGCACCAGUAAAAAAGAUGUCCCGAUCGAACGAACCAGUAACGUCCUUAAAGACAGAGUCAACGACUCCCAAGGAUUAAAUCGAUCAAAGAGAGAAGGGAGUCCGAAGGACCCGAGAGCCAAAGGGUCACAUAAAGACAUGAAGGUUUCCUACUCCGUCUAUCCCACCUUUCCCUAUAAGAGACUCUAA